Molecule: messenger RNA, 2883 nt
Organism: Limanda limanda (common dab)
Lineage: Eukaryota; Metazoa; Chordata; Actinopteri; Pleuronectiformes; Pleuronectidae
Product: gastrula zinc finger protein XlCGF17.1-like
Exons: 1
Coding region: 184-1026 (280 amino acids)
Biological process (GO): negative regulation of transcription by RNA polymerase II; regulation of cytokine production; regulation of immune system process
Source: RefSeq, a predicted model, not a curated record
AGUGAAGAAGAUGAAGAGAAACUUAAAUCGUCAACACUUCAUCCGAGUGAGAGGAAGGAGAACAGAGAAGACUGUGGAGGACCAGAACCAGCCAGGACCUCAGGACCUGAUGGACGUUUACAACCAGGUCCUGAGGACAAGGCUGAAGACUCUUCUGAGACUGAAGUCAGUGAGGAUGAUUGGAUGGAGACCAGGGAAACUCAGACUGGUUUAAAUACAAGAAAUAACAAACAGCCUCUAAGUGAAAUGGGAUGUGAGACAGAAAAAAAACCGUUUAGUUGUUCUGAGUGUGGUAAAAGAUUUAGCAAAAGGAGCGAACUUAACAGACAUACUAGGAGUCAUACAGGAGAGAAACCGUUCAGUUGCUCUGAGUGUGGUAAAAGAUUUAGUGAAAGGGCGAAUCUAAAUAUACAUAUGAGGAUUCAUACAGGAGAGAAACCGUUUAGUUGCUCUGAGUGUGGUAAAAGAUUUAGCAAAGGGAGCGAUCUUAACAGACAUAUGAUGAUUCAUACAGGAGAGAAACCGUUCAGUUGCUCUGAGUGUGGUAAAAGAUUUAGUGAAAGGGCGAAUCUAGAUAUGCAUACGAGGAUUCAUACAGGAGAGAAACCGUUUAGUUGCUCUGAGUGUGGCAAAAGAUUUAGUCGAAUGGGCAGUCUAAAUACACAUAAGAAGACUCAUACAGGAGAGAAACCGUUUAGUUGCUCUGAGUGUGGGAAAAGAUUUAGCAAAAGGAGUGAUCUUAACAGACAUAUGAUGAUUCAUACAGGAGAGAAACCGUUCAGUUGCUCUGAGUGUGGUAAAAGAUUUAUUGAAAGGGCGAGUUUAAAUACACAUAUGAGGAUUCAUACAGGAGAGAAACCGUUUAGUUGCUCUGAGUGUGGGAAAAGAUUUUGUCAAAGUUGCGGUCUAAAUAGACAUAAGAAGACUCAUACAGGAGAGAAACCGUUUAGUUGCUCUGAGUGUGGUAACAGAUUUAGCCGUAAGUCCCAUCUAAAUACACAUAUGAGGAGUCAUACAGGAGAGUAACCGUUCAGUUGAUCUGAGUGGUAAAAGAUUUAAGAUCCAGUCCUAGUGUACAAGACGUGAGGAUUCAUAAAGGAGAGAAGUGAAUCAGUUUCCACCCUUGCAACAAAGUUUUGUAAGGACAUAUCAGCAGUUACUUAUAUAUAUUUUUUCAAUGUUCACUGUUUUAAAUAGACUAUUAACAGUUUUUAUGUCCCUAGAAAACAUAACUCAUGAAUAACACGAAAGAUUGUGUUUAUAUAUCUUGUUUCUACUGAUUUCUACAUAAUGUAUCUAUUUUUCAUAAUGUCCUUCAUGUCAUUUUAAGGUUAAAGUGUGUUCCUUGAACAGAAUGAAUGUGUUUUCUGUUGGGGAAGAGUCCAGAGCGCUGGCCGAAGUUUAGACCAAGGGUCGUAAAACGAGGCCUACACGCGAUGCUGAGACCAGCUCUAGAGUUUUCCUGGUGGUUGGAGAGCCCCAGCAGGCCCAGGAGAAACCCCACUGUGUUCGUAGACGCCCACUGAGGGCUAAACCCCACCCCCUGAGAGUUGAACACUGACAUUCCAUUGGCUGAACCCCAUAGCCCACUCCUCGAGGAGGCUGGAACCUCUCAGGUCGAUAAAACUGCUGAACUCAAAGAAAUCUCUGCUUUUUCCCUGCUCUGACGACUUCAACAAGACCUGUCCAGGUCCCUCCAUACGACCCAGUAGCUAACGGGAGCAAUUAUACAGACGUUUUUUUUUUUCAUCUUUCUUUUCUGUUUCUAUUUUAAGUCGACGUUUUAUUUUGGUAUAGACCAUUUUUUUUGUAACUUUAACUUGAAAAGGUCGGCACAGGAAGUUCACUCGCAGGCCGAGCUCACAGACUCUCUUUUCCACACGAUCUACAAACGGCUCCAAACAGCCGUUCAUCCCUGCAGAAGAACGAAGUUCAUUCCGUUGAGGAGCAAGAAGAAUCCGCUCUUGUUCGGCCCAGCGCUGAUCUCCGUUGUCCACAGACGAACCAGCGAAACAGAGCUUGAGAGGCCACGCAUCAUUCACUGGACUUCCGGGAAAAUCCCGCCAAACGAGAAUGCAACGCUGCGAGGGUUACAGUAAGAGGCUUUAUUGUCUGGGGAGAGACUAGUUUUAAUACCUAGUGUGUAUUUAUUUGAGUAUGUUUAUUUAAGACCUCAGCGCCUAUUUUUAGCCCGUGUAAGCGCGCGGUAAGAAACUGUCACUUCCUGUUUCUCUGUCACGACCCUGUCGACUGUCUUGACGUACCUUCGCACCGCGACGAAGCGUCUCCGGCCGCAUUGUUAUCGACGACCAAGUUUGCAGAGACUUUAACGAUCAAAAGAUCAGUACACAACGUCCGCUUGGGUACUGAGAGGUAAAGUCAAUGUAAAAUUGUCUCUGGCGUGUUUUCUGAUAAUUCCUUGCAUGUUUCUAUCUCUCUCACUCUCUCUCUCUCUUUUCUCCUAAACCUGCUUACACACACGUUCCAAUCUGCAUUCACACAUUUCACGUUACAUAGAUAAAUCUAGACUUAUCGAAGCCAUUCGUCGCCAAAACCACGCAGAGAUAAGAAUGUCUUUGUCUGAAAAUUCCUUUGUGUAACUCACGUGGCCUACGGCCAUUUUGACUUUGGCCUCAUGUUGUCAUUAACAUAGGCCUCCAUUUUGAAUAACGUGAAUGUACCAACAUCUUGAUUUCGACCAGAUUACGUCACCACGUGACUGCGUCAUUACCUCAUUGCCGCUCCCCCCCUCUCACACACACACACACACACACAUAGACACACACACACACACAUAGACACACACACACACAAAUAGAUAUACAAUCACUAUUACAUGUGUGUUCUAAAUUGUAAUAAGUGCUGCUACUGCUACUGUUGUUA